Molecule: messenger RNA, 2940 nt
Organism: Lotus japonicus
Lineage: Eukaryota; Viridiplantae; Streptophyta; Magnoliopsida; Fabales; Fabaceae
Product: nuclear pore complex protein NUP93A-like
Exons: 15
Coding region: 114-2681 (855 amino acids)
Biological process (GO): poly(A)+ mRNA export from nucleus; protein import into nucleus
Cellular component (GO): nuclear pore
Molecular function (GO): structural constituent of nuclear pore
Source: RefSeq, a predicted model, not a curated record
UGGACCAGAACCUCGCUUUUCAAUUUUUUAGGGCUCAAGAAAACAGUGUCUGAGUCUGAGAGACUGAGACUAAAACCCUUUCUUUCUUUCUCUUCGCUCCGAGCUCGAUAGCCAUGGCGAACGAAGACUUGGCCAGUUGGUCAGAUCUUCUCCAUUCUUCCACGAAGCUUCUCGAACAAGCCGCACCUUCUGCUCAGUUCCCUCCUCUCCAGAGGAACUUAGAUCAACUGGAAGCAUUGUCUAAGAAGCUUAAAUCCAAAACUGUGAGGGCUGAGGCGCCUUCUCAAUCUAUCGCUGCAACCAGACUGCUUGCUCGUGAGGGUAUAAAUGCUGAGCAGCUUGCAAGGGAUCUGAAGUCAUUUGAAUUGAAGACAACUUUUGAGGAUGUUUUUCCUGUUGAGGCAACAAGCGUUGAGGAGUAUUUGCAGCAGGUUCAUGAAAUGGCAAUGGUCUCUGCUGUCCAGGAAGCUCAGAAGGAUAAUCUCAGGAGUUUCAAUGAUUAUAUGAUGAAAGUUUUGGAGGAAGAUUGGCAUAAAGAAAAGCGUGACUUCCUUCAGAGUCUUAACCGAAUUUCAACAUUACCUCGGACAAACAUGGUAACUAACAGCAAUGGGGGUACCCGCCAAGGCCAGAUUGUGUCCGUGGCUUCCAAUGUACCUAGCAUGGAGGUUGUUCCUUUUACUACCAGACCUAUUGCGGAGAAAAAGGCAUCUGUCUAUGCUGAAGUUGUGAAAAACCUGAAUAGAGCAAGGCAGUCUGGGCUACCAUUUAAACCUGCUGCAGCUUUCAAGGGUGCAUAUGAAAGUUUAAACAUUGAUGCUAGUGGUGGAAAAUCAGUAACAAUGCGAAAGAUAUGGCACCUUGUUCAGAUGCUGAUGGAUACGGACUCACCAUUGCAACAUGUUUCAAAAAAGAUGUCAUUGAUUAUUGGGGCAAGACGCCACCUUGAAUGGGGACAUGAGAAAUACAUCAUGGAUACUAUACAAAGUCAUCCCGCCCAAGCUGCUCUUGGCGGUGGUGUAGGAAAUUUGCAAAGAAUCCGUGCCUUCCUUCGGAUUCGGUUGAGAGAUUAUGGGGCACUGGAUUUCGAUGCUGGUGAUGCUCGGCGGCAGCCUCCUGUUGAUACUACAUGGCAGCAGAUAUAUUUUUGCCUGAGGUCUGGUUAUUAUGAUGAAGCAAGAAAUGUUGCCCUAUCUUCUCGUGCUUCACAUCAAUUUGCUCCUCUGCUCACGGAGUGGAUCAAUACUGGAGGAAUGGUAGCAGAAGAGAUUGCAGUUGCUGCAUCUGAAGAAUGUGAAAGAAUGUUGAGAACUGGUGAUCGGGUAGGCCGAGCUGGAUAUGACAAGAAAAAGUUACUGCUGUUUGCCAUUAUAUCAGGUUCUCGAAGGCAUAUCGAUCGCCUGCUUAGAGAUCAACCAACUCUCUUUAGUACAAUAGAGGAUUUCUUGUGGUUCAAAUUGUCAGCUGUGCGGGAUUGCCCUGGGGGAUCUUCGUCUAUUGUUCUAAGUGAUGGUCUGAUACCAUACAGUUUGGAUGAUUUGCAAAUUUACCUGAAUAAAUUUGAACCAUCAUACUACACAAAAAAUGGAAAAGAUCCCCUUGUAUAUCCCUAUAUCUUGCUUUUAAGCAUUCAAUUGCUUCCAGCUGUAUUACACUUGUCUAAGGAAACGGGAGAUGAAGGAUAUAACAUUGAUGCUGCCCACCUAUCAAUUGUGCUAGCUGAUCACGGUGUCCUUUCUGAAGGUGCUGGUGCUGGGCAAAAGUUGGGAGUGAUGGAUGCUUAUGCGGAAGUGUCCACCAUUAUCAGGCAAUAUGGAUCUAUGUAUUUGCGUCUUGGUGAUCUCCAAAUGGCACUAGAAUAUUAUGCACAAGCUGCUGCUGCAGUUGGAGGUGGCCAGUUGUCAUGGACUGGUAGAGGUAAUGUUGAUCAACAAAGGCAGAGAAAUUUGAUGCUGAAACAGCUUCUAACAGAGUUACUGUUAAGGGAUGGAGGCAUAUAUCUUUUACUUGGUGCAAGAGGUGCUGGAGAAGAAGGGGAAUUGGGACGUUUUGUUACUGAUUUCAAAGCAAGAAAACAAUUUUUAUAUGAAGCUGCAUGCCAAUGUCAGGAGGCUGGGAUGUAUGACAAAUCUAUAGAAAUUCAGAAGAGAGUGGGUUCCUUCUCAAUGGCGCUGGAUACUAUCAAUAAGUGCCUCUCUGAAGCCAUUUGUGCCCUUUUCCGUGGAAGAUUAGACGGUGAGAGCCAGACUGCUGGCCUCAUCCAUUCUGGCAAUGAGAUUUUGGAAGCAUAUCCUUACUAUCCAGAUGUCAGUCCUCAAGAGAGAAUAGAUGUUUUUGAGCAGCAAGCUGUGUUAAGAGAACUCGAGUCAAUAUUAUCAAUUCACAAAUUGUCUAGACUGGGGCAUCAUGUUGAUGCAUUAAGGGAGGUUGCAAAACUUCCAUUUCUCCCUCUAGAUCCCCGGGGCCCUGAUGUUGCCAUUGAUGUGUUUGAGAAUUUAUCUCCUCAUGUCCAAGCUUGUAUUCCGGAUCUUUUGAAGGUUGCUCUCACUUGUCUGGACUAUGUAACGGACUCUGAUGGAUCACUUCGCGCCUUAAGGGCAAAGAUUGCGAGUUUUAUUGCAAAUAACCUUAAGAGGAAUUGGCCUCGUGAUUUGUAUGAGAGAGUUGCGCAGAGGUUGUAAAAGUGAAAGUACGACGGCUAGUGUUGCUGCCUUUGAAUUAAUGAAGGCAACAGAAUGUUUAGAUGAAGGUUUUCAGUGUAAAACUUGUAGAGUACUCAUUGAUCCUUUUGCAGAAGGAAUUCCCUGGUUAUGAAUUUUGUUAUUACCUUUUCUUCUGUUUUUGCUAAUCGCUUGUAAACUGAACAUGUAGCCUUGUAAUAGUUUACCUUAUAAAAAAUAUUUAAAAAUCAUAAUAAUGAUCCAAGAAUGAUCAGAAACA